Messenger RNA from Mangifera indica (mango), 1001 nucleotides. RefSeq lists its product as uncharacterized. NCBI's taxonomy places the organism in Eukaryota, Viridiplantae, Streptophyta, Magnoliopsida, Sapindales, Anacardiaceae. The transcript has a single exon. The record is from RefSeq and is a predicted model, not a curated record. The coding region runs from base 209 to 964 and encodes 251 amino acids.
CAAAACUGAGAAAUCAUGUGGGCGUGUGCUGGGAGGUUUGCAUUAAUCUUGAUACCGCUUGAGCAGGUGAAGAAACUUGUGAGUAAGUUCACUCUUCUCCUGUGAAUGCUAUUAAAGCCAUCAAUUCAUAAUCUGAUCGAUAUGCACAUAAUUCUAUCAAAACACCGCUCCAUGAUUAUUUUCAGUUACAUUUACACCUCCAUCUUCCAUGAAAGACCUCUCUUUCUUCCUCUUCAACAACUCUCUCGGUGCCAAGAUGAAGAAAGGCUUCAGAAACUCCUGCAAUAGCAACGCCUCCACCUCUACUCUCGACCAGCACCUCCCCGACUCAUCUAAUUGCCUCCUCACCCCGUCUCCCCUUCCGUCUCAACCAUCGCCCACCCUGGAGGACAUGAUUCUGCAGCUACAGUUGGAGGAGGAAAUGGCGAAAAACUCCAAGCUUUACGAAUAUGGAGUCCGCGGCAGAAUGUCAUGUGUUAACAAUUCUGAUAUUUUACGAUCUGCAAGGAAUGCGUUGAAUCAGUAUCCGCGAUUUUCUUUGGAUGGGAAGGAUGCAAUGUACAGGUCUUCGUUUCGAAACUUGAAUGCUGUCGAAAAGGGAAGGAAAUCGGUAUGCUGUGACCACGGACUUAGAGAAAGGAUAUUUUAUGGCUCAAAUGGUGAUAAAUCAGAUAAAUGUAAUCUGUUUUUGCCUGCAACUGUGGCAGGAGAAAGUGUAGUUUGGUGCAAACCUGGAGUGGUGGCAAAGCUGAUGGGUCUAGAGGCGAUGCCGGUGCCAACCAAUAGCAGAGAGGGUAAAGAAGUGAGCUGUAUUAUAAGGAGGCAAAAUCUAAGAAGAAAGGCUGAAAGAUGUGAAAUGGAGAGAAGAACUGCCAUGAAUCAUCGGGCGAGGGCUGCAGCCGGUUACAGAGUUCUGAAGCCGGAAAAUCCUGCAGGCGGCUGGCCAACCGGGCGUUUUCUUUAGAUUUUCCCAUCAUAUAUAGAUACAUAUAUCUAUCUUA